CCAAGAUGGCGACGGUAUUGCCGCAUCGUUCGUAUCAACAGCAGUAGUCAAGGCGACAUCACCGUGAACAUCUUUGAAAGCUUCUGCUUUUCCGUUUUCAGCUGAGAACACAGAUGCGGUGCUAAGUCAUAGUGACUCUCUCUUUUACGUUUAUUUUCUCUCACGGAGUUAUUUAUUUUGAUGAAUAAUAUUCCCUCCGUAUGGCUGUGUUAUUGUAAACUGCAGCAUUUCAAGAGGACUGCGAGAAGCCUCGUUAUUCUAAUGGUAAUUAUAUUUAGCACAAACAAUGAGACGUGAUCUGGCGUUACUGAAGACGAUAGAGCUACCCUGUGCUGGUGACGGAACAUUGAUUGACUGCGUUGGACUAAGAGGACACCAGUGCUGUGAUGCAAGAGUACAUCUCUCCAGUGCUGUUGUAAAUUGUGAGAACACUCGAUUGUGUGUUCUGAGAAGAAUCAAGAUUACUCUACAAAGAGAGAAGCGAUACAUUUGAACAUUAUUUUUAUAUUACUCCACUGCUGCAGGACAACAUGCCUUAUAUUCUUUGAUUAAAAAAGACUGAAAAUUUUGGCUCAGAGUUUUCACCAUGCCUCGCAAUCAAGCUUUUUCUGAACCAGAGUACUCUGUGGAGUAUUCGGCAGACUGCUCUGUGACAUUGCCUUCUGAUCCGGGGCAGGCUGUUGGACGAACACACGAGGUUACAGUUCGAAAUUCUGGAUCCUGCCUUUGCCUGCCACGGUUUAUGCGCCUGACAUUUGCACCAGAGUCGUUGGAGAAUCUCUACCAGACCUACUUCAGAAGGCAGAGACAUGAAACACUUUUGGUGCUGGUUGUGUUUGCUGCUCUUUUUGAUAGUUACAUCCUCAUCAUGUGUGCAGUGGUUUAUACCUCUGAAAAUCUUGCAUCCGUUUCUGUGGCAACUGUGGGAUUGGCAGGAGAUAUUCUUCUCUACCUGCUGUGCCGCUUUGGGUUGUUACCAGACCGGAUCUCAAGGCGUUUUGUGCCCUAUUCCCUCUGGGUCCUUAUCGCAUUACAGAUAUUUUGCCACUUGGGUCUAAACUAUGCUCGUUUCCACCAGGCUAGUGACACAGUGGGUUGGCAGGCCUUCUUCAGCUUUUCUUUUUUCCUUACUCUGCCUUUGAGACUAACACCCAUUGUGCUCAUCACUACUGUAUCCUGUGGGGUUCACACCCUGGUUCUUGGAGUCACCAUUGCUCAGCAGCAGCAGGAGAACAUCCAGGGCUCAGCGCUUGCCAGACAGCUACUGGCCAACAUUGUGAUCUAUAUUUGUGCCAUCACCGUGGGUGUCACAUCGUACUACAUGGCUGACCGGAAGCAUCGAAAGGCUUUUCUGGAAGCAAGACAGUCACUGGAGGUUAAACUUAACCUAGAAGAGCAAAGCCAGCAACAGGAACGUCUCCUGCUCUCCAUUCUUCCCAAGCAUAUAGCUGAUGAGAUGCUUCAGGAUAUGAAGAAGGAGCCCAGUCAAAAAGAGAUGCAACAGUUCAACACCAUGUACAUGUACAGGCAUGAAAAUGUCAGUAUUCUGUUUGCAGACAUUGUGGGUUUCACCCAGCUGUCGUCAUCUUGCAGUGCCCAGGAGCUGGUGAAGCUGCUCAAUGAGCUUUUUGCUCGCUUUGACAAGCUGGCUGCUAAAUAUCAUCAAUUGAGGAUCAAGAUCUUGGGAGACUGUUAUUACUGCAUCUGUGGACUUCCAGAAUACCGGGGAGACCAUGCUGCCUGUUCCAUCAGGAUGGGCCUGGCUAUGGUGGAUGCUAUCUCGUAUGUCCGUGAAAAAACCCAAACCAAUGUUGAUAUGAGGGUUGGAGUGCACAGUGGAACAGUACUUGGAGGAGUGCUGGGACAGAAACGCUGGCAGUAUGAUGUUUGGUCUACGGAUGUCACAGUAGCCAACAAAAUGGAAGCAGGAGGCAUUCCAGGACGUGUUCACAUCUCACAAAGUACCAUGGAGUGUCUCCAUGGAGAGUUCGAUGUGGAGCCGGGAAAUGGAGGUGAUCGCUGUGACUACCUGAGGGAGAGAGGUAUUGAGACCUACCUGGUGACUGUUCCUAAAGAUCCCCUGGGAAGAAAUGGAAUCAGUCCUGUGAAGCUGUCGGUAACCUCUUCUAAUGGAAAUUCCCCACUAUUAAUCAACACAACAGAGUGUAACGGCAGCGUGGAGGCAGCCUGCAACACACCUGAAGAACCAGAAGAGUUGGACACAAGGGUAGUGAACCCAUCUUUUCCAAAUCCACGGAGGAGGCUCCGACUGCGGGACCUGGCUGAACGGGUGAUUGACGCCCAAGAGAAUGAGCAAGAGCUCAACAAGUUGCUUAAUGAGGCUCUGUUGGAGAGAGAAACAGUUCAAGCUCUGAAGGGAAAACACACCAACAGGCUUUCUUUGAGGUUUGUGGAUCCAGACCUAGAGGUUCGUUAUUCCAUUGAGAAGGAGAAGCAGAGCGGUGCUGCCUUCUGUUGCUCCUGUGUUGUUCUUCUCUUUACUUCAGUAAUGGAGGCACUGAUAGACCCCAGGCUCAUUAUAAACUACAUCACCUUUGCAGUGGGAGAGAUUUUGCUGUUUAUCCUGACAAUCUGCUCUCUUGCAGCCAUCUUUCCAGGAGUCUUUCCCAAAAAGUUGGUGUCUUUCUCAAUCUGGAUUGACCACACCCGUUGGGCUCGAAAUAUGUGGGCCAUUGCAGCUAUUUUCAUCUUAACCAUGACAGACCUUUUAGAUAUGCUCAGUUGUACACCUGGAGUCCCAGAUUCAAGUAGCACCACAGCGGCUCCGUUUUCUUCCUCAUCUUCACAGUCCAUCCUUGGAGGAUGCCUGAAUAAUCCUAAAUAUUACAGCUUCACAGCAGUGCUUGCACUAAUAGCCACUACCAUGCUAGUUCAGGUCAGCCACAUGGUCAAGCUUACACUGAUGCUACUUAUAACAGCAACAACUGGCAUCGUUAACAUCUACAGUUGGAAAGACAUCUUUGACCACUACGACAUGGUCCGCUUCCAAGAAUACAGCUCAGAGAUGGUUCCCUCCAAGUUCACUAUGACAGUUAUGAUCUUCAUUAUGAUGGUCAGCUUCUAUUACUUCUCCAGACAUGUGGAGAAGCUUGCUCGCACGCUUUUCUUAUGGAAGAUAGAAGUCCAUGAGCAGAAGGAGAAAGUAUAUGAAAUGAGGCGCUGGAAUGAAGCUCUCGUAACAAACAUGUUACCUGAACACGUGGCUCGACACUUCCUGGGUUCCAAGAAAAGGGAUGAGGAGUUGUACAGCCAGUCAUACGAUGAGAUUGGUGUCAUGUUUGCCUCAAUUCCCAACUUCUCUGACUUUUACACAGAGGAGAGCAUCAAUAAUGGUGGCAUUGAAUGUCUACGGUUCCUCAACGAGAUCAUCUCAGAUUUUGAUAGUCUACUGGAUGAGCCCAAAUUUCGCUACAUCACAAAGAUCAAGACCAUUGGGAGCACAUACAUGGCAGCAUCAGGUGUCACCUCUGAUGUCAAUGAUGGUUACAAGUGCAUGAAGAAGGAAGAGCAGUCUGACAGAGAGCGGUGGCAGCACCUGGCAGACUUGGCAGACUUUGCUCUGGCCAUGAAGGUGACACUAAUGAACAUCAACUACCAGUCAUUCAACAACUUCAUGCUACGCAUUGGCCUGAACAAAGGAGGAGUGCUAGCUGGAGUGAUCGGUGCUCGGAAACCCCACUAUGACAUCUGGGGAAACACUGUGAAUGUGGCCAGUCGGAUGGAGUCCACAGGAGUGAUGGGAAACAUCCAGGUAGUGGAGGACUGCUAUAAUAUUUUGAAGGAGUAUGGAUUCCGCUUUGUGAGAAGAGGACCCAUCUUUGUAAAGGGAAAAGGAGAACUGCUCACUUAUUUUCUUAAAGGAAGAGACAAACAGGGCUCAUUUAUUAAUGGUUCAUCCGUCACUCUACCACAUCAAGUAGUAGAUAGUUAAAGUUCUUGGAUCUUUAGUCAAACACUUCCUUUUCCCAUCAGUCACUUCUACAUUGUUGUGAAUGCUGUAACAAGCAAAGGAGAAACGAUUUGACAACCCAAUUUUUUAAAAAAGAUUUAAAAGUCCAAUUAUGUAUCACAAUUUCAGAAAUGUCUGUCAGUCUGCAACACUUCAGAAAGAUGGAAAGAUAGAUGACCAGAUACAGUGGGGGGGGGGAGUAUUUAGUCAGCCACCAAUUGGUCAAGUUCUCCCAAUUUAAAGAUGAGAGUGGCUAGUAAUUGACAUCACAGGUAGACCUCACCUAUGAGAGACAAAAUGUGAAAACAUCUAGAACAGUGGUUCUCAAAUGGGGGUACGUGUACGGUUUGACUGGUUUUAUACC
Xiphophorus maculatus (southern platyfish) is the source of this 4334-nucleotide messenger RNA. RefSeq names its product adenylate cyclase 3 (gene adcy3a). Bases 587 to 3952 code for a protein of 1121 amino acids. Gene Ontology annotation, molecular function: adenylate cyclase activity. Lineage: Eukaryota; Metazoa; Chordata; Actinopteri; Cyprinodontiformes; Poeciliidae. The record is from RefSeq and is a predicted model, not a curated record. The transcript is spliced from 21 exons. Gene Ontology annotation, cellular component: plasma membrane. Gene Ontology annotation, biological process: adenylate cyclase-activating G protein-coupled receptor signaling pathway; cAMP biosynthetic process; intracellular signal transduction.